This is a messenger RNA of Archocentrus centrarchus (flier cichlid), 5351 nucleotides long. RefSeq names its product carcinoembryonic antigen-related cell adhesion molecule 1-like. The transcript has 10 exons. Bases 96 to 1709 code for a protein of 537 amino acids. NCBI's taxonomy places the organism in Eukaryota, Metazoa, Chordata, Actinopteri, Cichliformes, Cichlidae. The record is from RefSeq and is a predicted model, not a curated record.
GUGCGCACCUUUACUGGGUGUGCCCCUCUAACAGCAGCAGGUACUGCCGCGUUUCACCGUCUCUCUUUCUGCUGGGAAGCCUCGAACCGUCCGGGAUGGCUCCGUUCGCCCUGAAGUCGCUUCUGUUUCUGCUCCCGUUUCUCGGAUGCUGUGGAGCGCAGGAGAUCCUGCCCGAAGGUCCCGUGGACGCACUUUUAGGGGGAACUGUGACCCUGAAAACUCUGUUUAACAACCAGCAAUACACCGUCAUUAUUUGGAAUUUCAACAACGGAGUUAGAGAGAUUAAUAUUGCGACAGUUACUGCUGCAUCGGUGAGAGUGAACACACCUUACCAGGGAAGAGUUUCUGUUAACUCCACCAACGGCUUCUUGACCCUGGCGUCCCUGACGGCAGCGGACAGCGGCUCUUACAGCAUCAGUGUAGUACUACCGGAUGGCAGCACUCUACCCGGAGAGAUUAAGCUUCGAGUUGUUGAGCCAGUGUCCGAAGUGGUCAUCAAGUCCAACCUGCCUGAAGCGAUUGAAUACAGCAGCACCGUGGCUCUUACCUGCACCGCUAAAGGCUCUGCACUCAGCUUCAAAUGGACCAACGGCACCACGGCCAUCGUGGACGACGGCAAAAGAAUCACUCUGACAAGAGGGGACUCUUCCAGCACGCUGACCAUCGGGAAUGUCCUCCGGUCAGACCUGACAGGCCCCAUCUACUGCACAGCCUCUAACGCGCUGACGAACAAGACCAGCGCCCCCUUCAACCUCACUGUCUACUAUGGACCCGAUAACGUCGCCAUCACCCCUGCAAACCCACCCAAGUUUGUCGAAUCUGGUUCCACGUUCAGCCUGACCUGCUCGGCCGUCUCCCUGCCGCCCGCCUCCUUCAAAUGGUUCUCUAACGGGUCGCUGAUGGAGGCCACCGGUCCUAACCUCACUCUGAAUGUAAUCGAAGCACACAAAAUCACAGCGACGACUGGCUUCACCUGCAGUGCCGAAAAUGCCAAGACCAAACGCAAUGCCACUUCAGCAGGGGUUUCCUUCGGCGUUAUGAAGGGUAUUACAAGUGCUGAACUCAAGGGUCCGACUGGUCUCCUCAUCACCGGCAACAGCUCGGCCAACUUCAGCUGCCAGGUGACGGGGGGCACCGUGGAGACCGUGGAGUGGCUCAAAGAUGGCAAACCUCUGUCUGAGGACCCCCGGAUGGUUUUUAGCACUGACAGGAGGUCAGUGUUUAUCACCGUACUGCAGAAAGGGGACAACGGAAAUUUCACAUGUCGCGCCAGGAAUGCCAUCAACAGCAAAGAUGGCGUCUACACGAUGGUGGUCAACUAUGGUCCCGAACAACCGACUGUAACAGGUGCUAAAGCCACAGAGGUAAACCGACAGGAGACCCUCACCUGCUCCGCCCCAUCGGUUCCUGCUGCCCGCUACACGUGGAAGUUAAACGGCACUGACACUAAAGUCACUACUCCGGUCUACAGCAUCCAAAGUGCGUCAUACAAAGACAGUGGAACAUACACAUGCGAGGCGUACAACAUCAUCACCGGCAAGACCACCACAGCCAGCCACAUACUGUCUGUCAAAGAGGAGGGGUCGUUGGACGGUCUCUCUGAUGGUGCCAUCGCUGGAAUCGUCAUCGGCGUCCUCGCUGCAGUCGGAGUAGCCAUCGGCUUAUUCUUCUACUGCCGGCAGAAAGUACCGGUCGACUCGCCGUACUAAAAUGACGUCCUGCUCACUGCUGGCCUAAAAUCACCAUCAUUGUAUUUGCCAUGAUUCACCAAUGCAGCCAGAAGAAUUGUCCAGGUGGAGCUAGCUGGUUUCCUCUCAUCAAACCCCCCCCCCACCCCUCUGUGUGUCUCCCCAUCUGACUGAGAAUGGUGGAAAUUAGAAUUAACCCCAAAUGAUGGAUUUAAUCAGGGUUCAAGUUGUUUUUAAUUUAAAUUUAAAAAAAAUAUUUUUGGAGCCCCACCCUCCUUUUCUGGAUCCUCCCCUUUUCUUCUCUUCUUGUUAACAAACUUCAUUCUUCAGCUUUCGUCUCAGCGCCGCCUGCUUUGGAAAGAUUUAAAGACCAAGAAACUGAGACGGAAAUGUUUCCUGGGCUAAAGCUGACGGACUGACAGUUACAAUGAGUGACUCUCUUUAUCCUGCUGAAACCUGAGGAGGACACACACACCCACACACACACACACACACACACACACACACCCCAAACAACUGUGCUGCCUGGCUGAUCACAAACACAAAGGAGGCCACACAUGUAGAAUUUUCAGGUUUUUAGGGUUAAACCAACGUGAGAAAAUGCUGUGGUUUGGUUUUUCUCUCCAUCUGUGCCAGGUGGGCGGAGUCUGCCCGAUGGGGGCUGUUUCAAAUGCAGCGGAGCAUUUUAUAGUAAAGGUUUGGAUGCUUCUCUGGAAGCUUUAUGGGAUCCAAAUUCCUCAGUUUCAUUGGAGCAUAGCAGUGUUUUUUUUAAAUUAAACUUUAUUAGCGUUUCUAAACUUCUUUCACAGUCUGUGUGAUGCAGCAUGCAGGAAGGGCGUGAAGUUAGUUAAUGGAACUUUUUUAAUGAAUAACUUUUACUUUGUAGAACAUGCCGCCCAAUUUUUAAAUUGCCAACCAAGGUAACAGUCCAAUCAGACAGGCUCCAUCACAAUAUUAAGAUUAAAAGGUACUUUUGUUGCUAAGAUUCAGUUAGAUCUCAAACUUCUGUGGUUUAAUGAAGCAAACCUGCAAUAAAUCCUCCAUCACAAAGCCUGUGAUCAGUGCUGCACGGCGGCUCUCCUGCAGGAGACGGUGCUGUUAAACUGCACUGCCUGGUGUUUCUGUUAUUUUGUCUGUCCCAGUCACAGUGAGGGUAGACCGAAAUAAGAGAAACACCAGCUGCUGUAACGCUCCGACUACAGCCUCAUGAGUUUAACUCCACAUUAUAGCCUUCACAAAGGAGAAUUAAUAGCAGGAGUGUUACACUGAAACACACCGAUCUUGGCCAGGUGGACCCAAAAUCCACCCGGAUUUUACGACUUUUCCUUACAAUAAGGUUCACACCACAAGAAGUACUCGGAAACAGACUGCGACUGAUAAAACGUUAGUGCUCGUCACACUGCCUGCCCACCAAUCAGAGACCAGCUGAAGGCAUUUGUCUUUUUUUAGCGGGUCUCAAAGUUUCAGAAGGAACUAAGAGUUAAACACAAAUAAUCAGCUGAAGAUGUAUGUAAUGAGACACAAACACACACAUUCAGACACUCACACACACACACACACUGUUACACAGGUGCAGUUUGUCCUUCCAUACCCUGCUGGCUUUUUUUCUAGCAGCUUUAGCUUUGGGGUUUCUGUAGCGUCGCUUUAACAUAACACUGCUGUGUUCAGUGGAAAUGCAUGCAAGCAGACAAAGGAGGGAACAUUUAAGGAGGGCAAGAUUCGGCAUGCAGGGAUGAGCCAGCGAGGUGACGGGAAAAAGAGGCUUAAAAAAAGGCGGGAAGGCGUUUGUGGGCCGUGACAUUCUUUCAGUUUUGGAGGGAACGUUUGGCGAGCUUCAGGGCGGUGCAAACAUUUUUUUAACCAUGAGUGAGAGAAGUUGUUUGACAUGAUGCAUUUGCAGCUUUUAUGACACUCCUGGCUUCAGCCAUUUUCUGUAUUGUUUGAAGUUCAGCUUUUAGCCGGAUUUUUUUUUUUUUUGAGUAUUUUCUCAUCGGGCCUCAGACGAUGAUCCUACGCUCUGAGCUGCUCGAUGAGCUUGCUUUGUGUUGUUUGAGUGGUUGGUGCUCUCGUGUGUGAGGGCAUGCACUGAUCUCCAGUAAGAAGAGUAUUUAUUUUGUUCAGUUUUUUUUUAAAAAAGGAAAAACUUAUUAACUGGAGCUGAAGAUCAUAGCAGGUCUGCAGAUCACACAUUCAGAAGCUUUUUGGCAUUUUUUUAAGUUUGCGUGUCUUCACAUGGCCACUGUGAAUAUAGCCACUGAUUUUAGACUCGUCUGACAUUUUGAAGCCUCAACAUAAGGGAUGUGUCCCAGUUCAGGGGGUUACAGCAGCUGUUAAAUGGGACGGUCUGUCCUUCAUAUCUGUGUCACCUGCUUUUCCCGCCCUUACCUCAUCGUAGCUCCAGCCGUGACAGCGUGAAGCACAGCUGUGGAAAAGAAAAUGGAGCUCAAACUUUUGCUCUUUUUUUUUUUUUUUUUUUUAAACAACUAUCCAGUUAUGAAGCUUAACUUUAAUCUCAGCCAACCUGGUUUGCUCAGGAACAAGUGAAACGAUGAAAUAAAGCAAACAUCGGCCGUUAGAGAUCACUGAGUGGAUUACAUCUGUGUUUGACUUCCAGCCAGUUUGAAAACGAUGUGCCGGGAGUCGGGCGUUCUCUCUGGGUGUAGUGAGCCUCGACUGCCAGUCAGCUGACAGCUGCUGUUAGAGCAGUGGGAACGGACUUCUCCGAAAACAUCGGAGCGCUUUUGCAAUUAAACAGUGUCUUGAUAAGUCGAGCAGAUAUUUGAGGUUUACACAUCUACAUUCUUGCCUGAAAGUAUCAUAGAAGUUUAUUAUUUAUCAGCCCGGAAUGACUCAUGGGAUAGGCUAGGGGACAAAGGAUACUCCUGAUCUGUGCUUAAAAUCCAGGGAAAAGAAGGCCGCAUUUGGUGGCGCCUUCGAAUUAGCACAGCCUUCAUCACCUGGCUGUGACCUAAUCAGCCUGCAAAUGCAGCUGCAGCCCCUGAAUUGGGACAUGCCCCAGGAUAGUUGUUUUUUUGUUUUUUGUUUUUAGAGCUGGAAGUGACCAUACUUAGAUGAGAGGGUGGAGUUAUCAACCAAUUCUGGUCGCUUAGCAGCUAACAAACUCCUAGAAUAGAAUGGAGCACAGACUUCUCGGAUAACCUGCAUAGCGAUCCACGUCAUUGGAUAAUUCCAUUGGAAAUGCUCCAAAAGGCACCAACACAGUCCAGAGGACCUGCCAAUCUACUCGCAGCAGCUUCAUUUGUCGUUUACCUGGUUCUCUGUAGCUGAAGGUGCUCCGACUGAUUCAGAAAGUCUUAAACAUAUUAAUGUCUCUGUUUGGGGAAAACAGCUCAGAAUGUAUUAAUACCAACAUGGAGAUAUGAUGCUUUGUUUUCCUAAAAGAGAAACACGUGUGUGUUUGAAUCCAACCCGAGCGGCCUUAAAGAGGAAACUACCCUCACUGUAAAUACAUGCUGAUGUUCUACACUGUAAACUCUUUGUUUUUUGGAUUAUAUAUACAUAUGGGGUGUUAUGUUUUAUGGUUUAAUAUUCUCAGAGAUGUUUGUUUUUAAUGUUUACAGAAACAGAAAGUCUCCUCUAUAUACAAAAACAGAAAUCUGUAUAAAUACUAAAAGAUGAAAUAAAUGAAAAUCAUGUCAAUCA